CGACUGGGCUUUACAUUCAUCUUUGGUCCAAACCACAUGUCCUACCAAGCACUACCAACCAUAAUAUACUCCAAAACCCAAACCCUCGUUUAACUACUCUCUCUCUCUCGGUCUCUCUCUCGCUUAAACCUCUUCCCGCCGUCGGCCGGAAACACAUUACUCUCCGGCGACAAUGGCGGCGCAAUCCCUCCGUUUCUCACUCUCUCUCAUCUCUCCAACACCAACAACCAAACAAACCCAAGCGAGCCUCAUCUCUCCAAAACCCUACUUCCGCAUUUCGAAACCCAUCAAAUACUCUCCGAUCCGUUCAGAACUCUCGGCGCCGGCAACCAAGCCGUUAGUUUCUAACGGCGCGGUGGUUCUCAAGCCAAGCGCCAAUGACCUAGAGCUAGGCCCAGUAAUUGAGAUUGAUCGAGUGGUCGAGAGUGAUUUGAAAGAGAAUGGGUUUCGAGGGACUCGAAAGACCAAGAUUGUGUGUACUAUUGGACCGGCUACGUGUGAAAUUGAGGAUAUUGAGGCGCUAGCGGUGGGAGGAAUGAAUGUGGCUAGGCUUAAUAUGUGUCAUGGUACUCAUGAGUGGCAUAGGAGUGUGAUUGAGAAAAUUAGGAGGCUUAAUGAGGAGAAAGGCUUCGGUGUUUCGAUUAUGAUGGACACGCAAGGGAGUGAGAUUCAUAUGGGUGAUCUUGGCGGUGCUUCUGCCGCUAAAGUUGAGCAUGGUGAUGUAUGGACAUUUACUGUGAGAUCCUACGAGUCAGAAUUGCCUGAACGCACUGUUAGUGUCAAUUAUGAUGGGUUUGCUGAAGAUGUGUAUAUUGGUGAUGAACUCAUUGUGGAUGGUGGAAUGGCAAGGUUUGAAGUGAUUCAAAAGAUUGGGCCUGAUGUCAAGUGCCUGUGUACAGACCCUGGAUUGUUGUUGCCACGCGCUAACCUUACUUUCUGGAGGGAUGGGAGACUGGUUCAAGAGCGUAAUGCCAUGUUGCCAACAAUUUCUGCCAAGGAUUGGCUAGAUAUUGAUUUUGGAAUAUCAGAAGGUGUUGAUUUCAUUGCAGUGUCUUUUGUCAAGUCUUCUGAAGUGAUUAAUCACUUAAAGAAAUAUCUUGCUGCAAACCCGAAUGAUAGUGGCACUUAUGUAAUUUCGAAGAUCGAGAAUGUUGACUCUUUAAAGAACUUGGACACUAUAAUAGAGGCAUCUGAUGGAGUUAUGGUAGCAAGGGGAGACCUUGGUGCUCAAAUACCCUUGGAACAAGUACCAUCAGUACAAAAGAAGAUUGUUGAGAUGUGCAGGGAGCUGAAUAAACCCGUUAUUGUUGCCUCGCAGUUGCUUGAAUCUAUGAUUGAGUACCCAAUUCCUACAAGAGCGGAGGUUGCUGAUGUUACAGAAGUAAUCAAGCAACAAGCAGAUGCUUUAAUGCUUUCGGGUGAGUCGGCCAUGGGUAUGUACCCAUUUAAAGCAUUAUCUGUGCUAAGAAGUAUUAGUUUGAGAAUUGAAAAGUGGUGGAGGGAGGAGAACUGUCACAGGCCUCGCAAACUUCCGACUGCUACCUUUACUUCCCCAAAUAUUGUAACAAAUGAGUUAUGCACUGCUGCCGCCAGCAUGGCCAACAAAUUGGGAGCAGAUGCACUGUUUGUUUAUACAAAAUCAGGAUAUAUGGCCUCUCUCCUUUCACAGUGUCGACCUGACUGCCCAAUCUUUGCAUUUACGCCCUCAGUAUCUGCGAGGAGGCGCAUGAAUCUGCAGUGGGGACUUGUACCUUUUUGCCUUAAUUUCCCCGAGGAUGAUGACAGCACCCUUAAGAAGACUUUUGCUUUUCUAAAGGCAAGAGGGAUGAUCAAACCUGGUGAUAAAAUAAUAUCAGUAUCGGAUAAGCUGCAAUCAAUUCAAGUUGUAAAUGUUCCCCGAGAAUAGAAGCCGUUUUUAGCACUGUUUCGAUAGGGAGGUCUGUUCGUACGUUAGAGUGCAAUCCUAUGUUAGGAAAGGUAAUUACCAUUUUUUUAACUGCAUAAUCUAUAUGAGAUGGUGUAGUUGCGAGUUGGAACCCUUGUUUGAAUGAGAAAAAUAGCAAGCUAGAAGAGAUGUUUCCAAGUUAA
Molecule: messenger RNA, 2088 nt
Organism: Daucus carota subsp. sativus
Lineage: Eukaryota; Viridiplantae; Streptophyta; Magnoliopsida; Apiales; Apiaceae
Product: pyruvate kinase isozyme A, chloroplastic-like
Exons: 6
Coding region: 173-1906 (577 amino acids)
Biological process (GO): glycolytic process
Cellular component (GO): cytoplasm; chloroplast stroma
Molecular function (GO): magnesium ion binding; potassium ion binding; pyruvate kinase activity
Source: RefSeq, a predicted model, not a curated record